Messenger RNA from Paramecium primaurelia, 502 nucleotides. Lineage: Eukaryota; Ciliophora; Oligohymenophorea; Peniculida; Parameciidae. The record is from the annotation of a GenBank genome assembly.
AUGAAAAUUAAGUUUUAAUUCAAUAAAAUUUUUGAAGCUAUAAAUAAAAACCUUAUCAAACCUUAAAAAAAGAUAGAAAUUAGAUUAGAUAGAUUAUCUAUGGAUCCUCAUCAUUAUUGGAUAGCUGUUGCAAAAGGAAUGGAAAGACCUUUUACAGGAGAAUUUUGGAAUGUAUUUUUUUUGCCAUAUAUGUAAGCAUGAUCAAUAAGGUGUUUAUUAGUGUUUUCAUUGCAAAAAUUCUUUAUUUUAAAGCGAUACCAAAUAUUAAGCAUAAACAGGUUAUGCAUCAUUCUUUUAGCAUCACAAAAAUAGUGUGAAAAUUAUUGAUAUUAAAGAAAAAUUUGUAAUUUUAUUACAAUAAAGAGGUACUCAGCUCUCUAGUGCAUGAAUUGUUAAUCUUAUAUUGGAUAAAUUUCAAAGGACGGACCACCACCAACAUUUUUAAGAUAUUCAAUUAAUUCUGGUGCUUUGAGAUUUUAUCAACCAAAAUAAAUUAAACAAC